AUGCAUCGUCUUGCUAACGAGAUCUUGACCUUGAUUGUCGACUAUUUGCCUACAGCUGAUGACUAUGGGUUAAGAAGGGAUCUGAAAGCUCUCAGAUUAUCUCAUAGGAAUUUCUCAGGCGUGGUAACGCCGCGUCUGUUCUACGUUGUUGCACUAUGGAUAGGUCUCAAGAGCGUAAUGAAUCUUCAACAGAUCGCUGAGCAUCCCCAAAUUCGUCAUUUAGUAAAGACAAUCGUCUUUUCGCCUAUCGGUCUAACAAUUUCGCGGUCGAAGUACCAACGUGUCCACCAAGCUCGGUCUUACCUUACGGAACAAAAUCUAUCUCAAACGACCCUGAAUCUGAAGCUCUAUAUUCAUUCGACGGCAUAUGAGACAUUAUCUCAUGAUCAGUAUUUCCUACAAGAGAAUGAAAUACUCUCGCAAGCUUUUGCUAGCCUAACCAAUCUAGAGACCAUUGAAAUUGAUAUUAAGAAUGAAUUCAUCGGGGCUGGGGAGCUUUAUACCAGAUUUGGCUUCCUUCAUGGUAGGGAGAUAUCAGCAGACGGAGAAGUCAGCUUUCCUAUUUUCAUAAAUGCGUUAGCGAAGGCGUCGAAGCGACCUAAGGUCUUCAAGUUCACUGGCCAGGAAUCCCCUCUUCCUUCACUUUCCAACAAGAACAUUCCAGACAACCAGAUCGCACACGCUUGCCGUGAGAGGCUGUAUGUUCGUGGAAUGAAUGCAAAACUAUCAAUAGGAGCACUUUGUGAGGCUUUCAAGUACGGUCUCAACGACGUCAUGCCGCUAUUCACAAGCCUCGAGAAGUUUGACACAGGGGAUCUGAAUCUAGAGCUCGUAAGCGAGGACGACGUCGAAGAUCUUGCAUACUGCAUCAGAAGAAUACUUGGAGCAGCUCCAGAUAUCCAUGAGCUUUAUCUCAUGAUAAAGGACGUUGCCUCGUAUGGAUUCACUGAGUGGACGGACUACGUUCCGUCCAACAAAUCUUUCCACAACUUGCGCGCUUUUGAACUCCACCCUUACAAGGUGAUCACCAAUGGGUGUAAAGACUUAACAUCCUUUCUCUCUCGUCACAAGAACACUCUAGAAAAAGUUCAGAUCAAUUACGGAUGUCUAGAGGAGACCGAGAAUUGGCCUUAUGCCUUAGUCAAGCUAAGACAGGAUGGGUUCGAUCGCCUGUCCAGCUUCAUCAUUGCAGACGUCGAGCAAGAGAAUGACUCUGGGAAAGUCAGGAAUGUCGAUGUCACAGGAUAUAUCAACAGGCUGACUGAUGACCAUGGUUUAUAA
This is a messenger RNA of Bacidia gigantensis, 1281 nucleotides long. RefSeq lists its product as uncharacterized. The record is from RefSeq and is a predicted model, not a curated record. The coding region runs from base 1 to 1281 and encodes 426 amino acids. Lineage: Eukaryota; Fungi; Ascomycota; Lecanoromycetes; Lecanorales; Ramalinaceae. The transcript is spliced from 2 exons.